Messenger RNA from Aspergillus glaucus CBS 516.65, 3183 nucleotides. Its product is annotated as putative sister chromatid cohesion factor (Chl12). Gene Ontology annotation, cellular component: nucleus. The transcript is spliced from 3 exons. The record is from RefSeq and is a predicted model, not a curated record. Gene Ontology annotation, molecular function: DNA binding; ATP binding; ATP hydrolysis activity. The coding region runs from base 1 to 3183 and encodes 1060 amino acids. Lineage: Eukaryota; Fungi; Ascomycota; Eurotiomycetes; Eurotiales; Aspergillaceae.
AUGACUACAUCGUCUCCAACAGCACCUCUCUCCUCAUUUGACCCGGCCCUACACCUUCACUCCGAAGAAGAUUUCCCUAACCAGCAACUCCCCUCCGAAUCCUUCUCCGACGAUAUCGAGGCGCUUCAACUCGUGCGCGAGGAAAACGUCCGCAAUAAAGUCGUUAUCCAGCAUCGUGCGUGGAAUCUGUCUGAUGUUUUUCGGAGUGACGAGGACAUAAGACCUGAUACUCCAACGAAAUCUCAUAAAACGCCUCAACACUCUAAUCGAUUACCUCUCUCGUUUCCGUCUUCCCCACCUCUUGCAAAAAUGCCUUUUAUAGACUCCCCGCUCCGCACGAGCUCGCCGACAGAUGCGCAGAAGAGAAAGAACAAUGAUCACGAUGAAACUCCACGGCAGACAGAACCUAAGCGGCAAAGAAUUAUGGGAGGAUUCGUCGACGAUGAAGAUGAAGAUGACGAAGAGGGAUUAGCGGCUUUUGGUGAUGCGCAUUUGGCCUCGCAAUUCGACCUUCCGGAACAUCCUGCAAAGCUACCGGAGAUCCCAGUAGCAGCACAACCACCAUCACUGACUCCUGCACCAUCUACACCUACACCUACAACCACACCAAUGGCAAAUACUACGCAGCAUGUUGAGGCACGCACAAGCAUAGUCACUACCUCGCGGAGACCACCCCAGAGAUUCAACAUCAAGACGUGCUCAGGGAAGAUACACAACGUCCCUACAAGAACAACAAAACCACCAGUUAGCUAUGAGAAACUUGUCGCUGGACGAUCAACAACAGCCCCUGGAAGGGCUCAGAAGAGCUAUUACGGAGUGGAAAUCCACAGACUACUGGACGAAGCUGCCAAGGAAGCUGCGCAGUCGAAGGCUUCGGGACAGUCUGCCCCAACAGUACAGCCCUCUAUCGAGCCCCCGAUGGAGAACCAGAAGAAGCAGAAACUGGCACAUGCGAUGUGGACUGAGAAAUAUCGGGCUCGCAAAUUCACGGAACUCAUUGGAGAUGAGCGGACACAUCGAUCGGUGUUGCGAUGGUUCAAAGGAUGGGAUCCUAUUGUUUUUCCAGGCCUUGCGAAGCAGAAAAAGCCCCCAAGGUCUGGGAACUACAAUGAUGACGAGGAACGGACUCACCGCAAAGUAAUGCUUCUUUCCGGGCCUCCCGGUCUGGGAAAGACGACACUAGCGCAUGUCUGUGCGAGACAAGCCGGCUACGAAGUACUAGAAAUCAACGCCAGUGACGAUCGAAGUAAAGACGUUGUGAAAGGGCGGAUAAGAGACGCACUCGGUACCGAGAACGUCAAAGGCAUGAACGUGGAAGUUGGCGAAAGCAAGGUCCGCAAGGUUGGACGACCUGUUUGUGUCGUGGUCGACGAAGUGGACGGAGUUGUCAGCGGAUCGGGAGGUGGAGGCGAAGGAGGUUUCAUGAAGGCAUUAAUCGACAUUGUCCUUCUCGACCAGAAGAAUUCGAACCGGUCAGCUCAAUCGAAUGGGAACGAUGGAAAGAAAAGGAAGGGCGAUAACUUUCGAUUCCUCCGUCCUCUGGUUCUGGUCUGUAACGAUGUCUAUCACCCCAGCUUGCGGCCGUUAAGGCAAUCGUCUAUUGCUGAGAUGAUCCACGUGCGUCAAGCACCUCUGGAGAACGUUGUGUCACGCAUGAAGAAUAUUUUCACAAGAGAAGGUAUCCCAUGUGAGAAUGAUAGCGUAAGAAGACUUUGUGAAGCAUCUUGGGGUCUUUCCGGCAAGAAGCAGGGCAGCAAGAGAAACACCGGGACGGCCGAAGGUGACAUACGGAGUGUAUUGGUAGCUGGCGAAUGGGUUGCCUACAAGCUCCGGAGUGAGAGCGCAUCCUCUCUAAAGCUAACUCGUAGCUGGCUCGAGCAGAGAGUGCUCAGUGGUUCUACCGAGGGCGGUUCAUUCUUCAAAGGGUUGAACCGCGGAGGUGUACGCGACAUUGUUGAUCGCGUUUUUACAGAGGGAGCUGGCUUCUCCGAUGCCCCUGUCGGUCGUGACUCAUUCCAUGAUCCUUUUGUGGAUUCCAGCAAAGCUCCCAUGGGCGUUGCAGAUCUCAAGAAACGCCAUGCGAUUAGCCGAUUAUGCGAAAUGGUCGACGCCAGCAGUGACCAUGACCGCUGCGUCUCUGAAUGCUUUGCUUCAUAUCCGAUUCAGUCAUACCAGGAUGACACCUAUCUGUCCAAACCCAAUACUGCAUACGAAUGGCUCCACUUUCACGAUACUAUGGCGUCCAAGGUGUUCUCUAACCAAGAUUGGGAACUCGGUGCAUAUCUGAGUCAUUCCGUGGCCGCCUUUCACCACCUAUUUGCAUCUGCCCGGGGUAAAUCCAGUCACCCGGAGAACGAUGAAGAAGAGGAAGAGCACCCGUUCUCGGGCCCUCGAGCGGAUUUCUCCGCCUUCGAAGCCCAGAAACAAAAUCGCGCAACCCUCACAGGAUUCCAAAGUUCGCUCUCCCCACCAUUAACACGGCUCUUCCGAUCAACUGAGAGCGUGGUCGUCGACCUAUUACCGAAUCUCAUGCGGAUAUUAUCACCCGACGUGAAGCCGGUCGUCGUCCGAGGAAGCGGGGAUUCGAAGAGCGUAGCUAGCGUCCGCAAAGAAAGCGAGCGGGCACUAGUUCUAGCGGCUGUGCGGGCUAUGAUGGGUCUAGGAGUCACGUUUGAGAAGAUACGAGUGGAGAGUGAGGGUGGUGUCCAUGGCGGAUGGGCGUAUCGGAUGGAGCCACCGUUGGAUACCCUCGUAACUUUUUCCAAAAUGAAAGGGAGCUCAACUUCUUGCACAAGCGGGUCCGCACCAGUCCGGUACGCCGUUCGUCAAGUACUCGACCAAGAAUACCACAAAGAGACCCUCCGCAAGCAAUCCGAGGCACUCAAUACGUCCUCCGUUAGCACAAGAAACAAGAAAUCAAGUCGCAAGUCCGGCGACGGAGCAGAUGAGAACGAAGACUCGAAAAACAAGGACCCACUGAAAGACGUCGGAGUGAAGCGCGACUUUUUCGGAAGAGUGAUUCAGGAACGGGCCCCUGCAUCGACGGAUUCCGGCGAUGGCAGUCAACCCGUGCAGAAUGAAGCGUCUAAAGCGGGGAGAAGGGUAUGGGUGACAUAUCACGAUGGAUUCUCAAACGCAGUCCGGAAACCGAUUUCGAUGGGCGAGUUGCUAGCGGGGCUUUAA